Messenger RNA from Lycium barbarum (goji berry), 1203 nucleotides. RefSeq names its product SNF1-related protein kinase regulatory subunit beta-1. The coding region runs from base 82 to 930 and encodes 282 amino acids. The transcript has 4 exons. The record is from RefSeq and is a predicted model, not a curated record. Lineage: Eukaryota; Viridiplantae; Streptophyta; Magnoliopsida; Solanales; Solanaceae. Gene Ontology annotation, molecular function: protein binding.
CUAUAUAAACACAACAAAACAACGUGACUCGCAUAUAUACAUACAAAAAAUAUACACAGAUAUAUGUAUAAUAUUCACUAAAUGGGAAAUGCUAACGGUAGAGAAGACGGCGCCGCCGUUAACGGCGGCGGAGGUGGAGGUGGUGAUGAGGUGGCGGGAAGUGGAGAUCACGCGCGGACGACGCGCGUGGCGUCGGUUGACUUGAUGGUUAAUUCUCCAGAGCAGAGUCCACAUCCUGUUGCUUCACCGUUGUUGUUCGGACCUCAGGUCCCAAUAGUUCCUUUACUAGGAGCAGAUGCUAACCCUGUUACCAAUGAAAUGCGGGGCAAUGAAUCUGAGGAUGACUCUGAUCAUUCUCCAGAGAGUGGCAUACCUACUUUAAUAACAUGGAGUUUUGGUGGUAAUAACGUUGCUAUCCAGGGAUCUUGGGACAACUGGAGAUCAAGGAAAGUUCUCCAAAGAUCAGGCAAGGACUAUGCCAUUCUCUUGGUCCUUCCGUCGGGUAUAUAUCAUUACAAAUUCAUUGUGGAUGGAGAAGUUAGAUAUAUUCCAGAACUUCCAUCUGUAGCAGAUGAGACAGGCAUCGUCUUUAAUCUUCUUGAUGUUAAUGACAAUGUGCCAGAGAACCUCGAAAGUGUUGCAGAGUUUGAGGCCCCACCAUCACCUGACUCUAGCUAUGCGCAAGCUUUGUUGGGAGAUGAGGAUUUUGCAAAGGAGCCAGUGGCAGAUCCACCCCAACUUCAUCUAACUGUUCUUGGUUCUGAAAACUCGGAAGAAACACCUUCUUCUCCAAAACCCCAGCACGUAGUGCUUAAUCACCUCUUUAUAGAGAAAGGAUGGGCUUCACAAUCUGUCGUUGCUCUUGGUCUGACGCAUAGGUUCCAGUCCAAAUAUGUCACCGUUGUCCUCUACAAGCCUCUGAAGAGGUGACCCUGGGUUUACAUUCUAAUCUUUCUGGAGCUUUCCCAGUGUGGUUGCUUUAAGAUUUCCGCUGUUAAUAGACCUUCUCGAUGUCCAACUUCCUUUAAUCUUUCUGCUCUGUUGUACAAUAGUUUCAAGUUUUAUGCAAGUAAACAUCUCUAGGCAUGGUAACUGCUACUGCACUCAUCUUUUCUUCACCUUUUUUGGUGAUUUUCUGUUCAUAAAGUUUUUCUUACAGAAGGAUUAAUGUGCAGAAUGAGAAAAGAAAUUAUAGUUAGCUAA